AACCUGUCCAUGCAAGUAUGAGUGUGCGUGUGUUGUUGUUAUCUGUGUUGUGUUUUUGUUGCACAGCUGUCAUAUCAGCUGAAUUUGACGUUUCAUCAACCGAACAACGACGACCAGACGCAGCUACCAAACCCAAACAAAGCGGACAAGUGUUUGUGUCACGGAGUGGCCCGGUUGGCCCAUAAUAUAUAUACUUACCAAGGAAGUAAAAAGGUAAUUAACAGCGUACAUUAUCAAAGGAAAAGCGUACAUCAUCGCCGUUUGUUGCGUGCGUUUGUAUAAGCGUGUGUGUGCGAGUGCAAUCAACCGAGACGUCCGUCGUACGUACGACGACGCAUCGAUCCAUUGACGCCGCUGUGUAGGGAACCGCAGCGCCCUAAAGCGUAAUUACCGUGAAAAAUCAUGGAAAAGCACACGGAACGUAUGGAGGAGGGCAGAAAACCAUCUCCGGUGCCUGUUAUCAAACAGGACCAGCAUCUAAUCGCCGUCGUCAACAGUCUGCUGGACAGCCUUACCGACAAGGAGGAGCUGCUGCGUAGUACGACGGAAGUAUCCCUGAUCCGCAUCGCCAAACGGCGGCAUGAUGAAAUCGUAGAAGUGUUCUGCGAAUACCGCAAGAAGCAUCCCAAGCUGGGCGACACACACACCCUAAUCAUACUGAGAGUGAUAUCCUACAUCGCUACCAACCUGAUCGACGCCAUCGACCCGAACACGGCCUCCAAAUGCAUCCAGUACAGUAUGGCGGAAAUCAUGAAGAUAACCGAACAGAACACAACGGUACAGACACCCUGCCGGGAAAUUUUGGUCGCCGUCGGCCGUCGCUACUGCAAGGAAAUUAUGGAAAUAUUCGUCAAACAUCUCGAACAGAAUCACCUCGCAAAUUUUAUGAUCAUGCAAUCGGUCGGUGCGCUAGCGACCGCCAACACCAUGGACACGGUACCGUACAUCAAGCCCAUCCUUGGCCUCAUCCUACCGACCCUGUCGAUGGUGAAGCAAGAUUUUCUCCGGCAAGCGUACGCGUACGCAAUCGGACGGUUCUGUGAAGCGUUUUCCGAGUACCAGGAGUACCAGCGCCAAAACCCGAACGAAGAGAUCCCGAUGAAAACUGGCGUACGGUACGAAAUACACGACGAGGUGUCGAUCGUGUACGAUCACUUUCACGCCCAGUGGCUGUCGUCGCGCGAGCCCAAAAUUACGGGCGAAGUGUUGAACGCAUUUUCCUUCAUGUAUCCGCUGCUGCCGGUGGAGCGGGUUAGCGACAAUCUCGCCAAAACCGUCACCAGCGUGCUGGCACUGUACCGGAAAAGUUUGGACCGAAGCGCUAUCACGCAGUACCUUGCCGCCAUCAUCAAAACCGUGCUCGAGCUCGACUCGAAGCUGCUCGGCCCGAUGUCGGACAAUCUGGUCGCGUGUCUGUUCGAGCUCGUGUGCGUCAAUCCCGACUACGACAAGCCGCAAACGGUCAAGGGACACUUUGAGGUGUUGCGCUGCUUCGAUCUGCUCGCGCCCGAGUACGGGGAAAAGAUCAUCGAAAUACUGCUGAUCCAUCUGCGCAACAACAACGAGCGGGAGCGCAUCAAAUCGCUACUGGUGGUGACACAUCUCACCAACACGUCCGAGCGGGUCGUGCGCGAUAAGCUGCCCGAGAUAACGGCCAUCCUGAAGGGUAUGCUCGCGACGGAAAAGCCGGUCAAGGUGCGGAUGGUGCUGCUGAAGACGGUGGUCGCGUUCGUGCAGAAAAACUUUGUGCGCGAUCGGGAGUUUGUAACGUUCCUGAUACGCAGCUGCUGCCGGCCGAACAAGCUGAACCUCGACCACGGUAGCGCGGACGAGCAUCAGGAGUUUCAGCGGGCGUGCAACGACACGAUGCACAUACUUUCCUCCACCGUCGGCACGGUGGACCAUAUGCUGAAGAUGGAGCUGCUGCAGGCGUACCUGCGGUACGAGUACACCGACAUCUGCGGUACGAUCGGCAAGUGUUUGGCGAACCUGUUUACGAAGGAUCCGGAGCUGGCCCUUGCGACCGAACGGCGCCAGAAUCCGUUCGACGAGAGUUCGGCCGAGGAAGCGGACGAGCUGCCACCGCCACCACCGCCCCGACCAAUUUCCGUGUUCGUUCGCACCCUGGCACUGUUGGGUAAUUUCGGCGAAUUGCAGCGCAUUCAGCAUCUGGUUGCGUUUCUGAAGAGCUACGCCGGCAGCCUUUACCGCCAUCUGGUACCGCUGUGGAGCGAGCAGCUCGGGACGCUCCAGACCGAGCUGGCGAGCGGGAUCGAUGAGCGGCGCUAUUUUGAGCUACUGUUUGGCUUCGUGCAGGAAACGAUACGCGAUGUGGAUGAGUACACAUUCGUGGAAAGCAUCAUCGCGGAAAUGUUUCACCAACUCCCCCUCUAUCAACCCAUCGGCAGCGGUGCGGGUGGGGGUGGCGGUGGUGGGGGUGGGGGUGGAGGAGCCGCUGGGCAGGCGUUCGAGUUUCGCGUGCCGCCGCUGGACCAGGAGAAGCGCAUGCUGGUGAAGGUGUUUGGCGUGUGCUUGUGCCACUCGCUGGACGAGCAUCUGGUCGCGAACAAGCUCGAUCUGAUCAUCGGCCUAGCGAAGGCGGAGAAGGGCGACAAGAACGCACCGAACGAAGAGUACGAGCGGCUGAUGCAGGACUACGCGGAAGCACUCGGGUACGCGUCGGUAGAGCAUCUGGACAAGGUGAUGGCCAAGCUGAUGACGCACGUGAUCGACGACGGGGCGGUCAAGAAGUCGAGCAGCUUCUUCUCGAACCUGAACUUCAUCAAGGACAGUGCGCGCGAACUGGAGGCGUACAAAAUGAAGGUGUUGGCACUGCAGGCGCUGCACGUGAUCGUGGGCCGCGCACCGAAGGAAACGGUGGCGCAACAUUUCACCGACCCGGUCGUACGGUAUCUGAUCACGCAGUUCGACAGCAAGGAACUGUUCGUGCGGCAGCACGUACUGAAGACGCUGCUCGCGCUGUCCGAUGCCCUGUCGCCCUCGGACGGGGACGAGCGCAUCACGUGCGAACGCAACCGGACCGAUCUGCAUCGCAUCUGCAUGACGAUCACGGUGGACAGUAGCAACGAGUAUCUGCCGCUGCUUCCCAGCAUCAUACAGCUGGCGACGGUGCUGGUAAAGCUGAGCGCCGAAGAGCAAAACCUGGACGUGAACGGGUUGCUGAAUGCGAUCUGCUUCUACUUCUUCACCACCGCCCAGAACCUCAAGUCGCGGCUGGACUCGACGGAGGACGACACACGCACCAGCUAUCUGGCACGCUACCUGAACCUUUCCCUGCCGGAGGUGAACCAAUUCAUUCGGACGGUGCUGGUGCAGCAGAACGCGUCGCCCGCCUGUCUGGACGACGUGCACUCGAUACUGGAGAAGUGGCUGAAGGAUCGGAACAGCGAGGUGCGUAUCUGCGCCUGCCACGUCUACAACAGCACGCUCGAGGUGUACAUGCGUUCGAUGAAGAUCGGCUGUGAGGCACCGUCCAAGUUCAACCAGACCGGCAGCAUGCUGGGCAAGAUUAUACCGCGCUGUAUCGAUUCGAACGCCACCGUCCGCCAGACCGCGGUGGACGUGCUGAAAAAGAUACUCGAAAUUGCGUGCGUGUACGAGACGCUGACCGUGGCGGACAGUAGCGUCGAGUGGGUGAACGAGCUCGACCGGAUCCGGGACGAAAUAGUGACAGACGAUGCGAAGGACAUCUACCGGAUCGCGGCCGAGCUGGCGCGCAUCAUUGCCCAGCGGCUGUCCAGCUACCAGUACGUGCAGUUUAGCAAAUGUUUGCUGUACAGCGUGAACGAUCCGGAAUCGAGCUCCGUGAUCGGUGCGUCGUACGUGCUGAAGUUUUUCAUGCACGUCAAGGGCUCGGAGAUGUUCCACGCCAUACCGGAGCUGGUGAAGGAGUGUCUCUACGCGGUGAAAAUCUGUGAAGUACCGCGGGCCAAAACGACGAUCCUAAAAUCGAUUCUAGCCUUAACGAAACACCACCCAAAGCUAGUGUGCAACGAGAUUCUCACGCAGUGUUUGCCGCUGGAAGACCAUGUCAUUGAGUACUGGAAAACGCUCACGAUGGACCCGGAUCUGAGCGGGAUUAUACUGGACAAUUUUAUCAGCUCCGUUACUUCCACCUGUCUGUACGAGCAACCACAGCAACAGCAGCAACAGCAGCCAGAACCAGCAGAUGAAACAACGCGUACCGCCACCCUGCACCCAUUCGCUGUCGUGUGCGUGCUGCGGGAGAUGUUCCGGUGUGCGGAGCUGAAGAACGAAAUGCAAUCCCGGUUUGCGGAGAUAUUCUGUAUGCUACUCUCGACGCUCGCUUCCUACAUAACGCUGCUGCCACCGUACUCGGUGCUCGCACAGCCCAACACGGCCGGCAAUGUGACCGUCCCGAAGGGCAAUCGCCGUGGGGCGAAGGGGAACGCGAGUGGGGGCGGUAAGGACGCGGUGCUGAAGCUAAACCCGUGCCAGAUGGUGCUGGAAGCGUUUCAAACGUUCCUGGAUACGCUUGGCAUGCAGCAAAUCUCGCUCGUCCUAGCGGUCUGCCCGGACCUGGCCGCCAGUACCGAUCUGAACAGCUUUAUCGAAAUUCUAACACCGCUCGGUGUGGCAACGGCGAGCGAGGUGGGUAUAAACUCCGCCCUAAUGCGCCAGAUCGUUACGACGAUGAGUCGGUACGUGAGCAGCCCGUACGAUACGCAGCGCAUUGCGUCGACCGGGCUGUACGCCCAUCUCGUGCCGUUGCAGCCGUGCGGCGAGUCGGCCUCGGUCAUCAUGCUAAGCCUGGAGUCGUCGCUGAACGAUCCGAACCCGCUCGUCCGGGGGUUAAGCAUCCGGGGUAUGGCGUACGUGUGCAGCCUCACGCGGUACGAUAUCGACAAGUACGCCACGAUGUGCCUGACGUCGCUGCUGAAGGGUAUCGAGGACUACAACGAGCACUGCUUCAUUAACAUCCCGCUCGACAGUAUGCGCGGCCUGUCCCGCGUACUGCAAGCGAUCGAACCGGCCAAAUUCGAACCGUUCCAGGUGUCGUCCGCCAUACGCAUUCGACCGUUCUUCGAGAAACAGUCCACGGAGCUGCGCGAGUCGGCGAUCCUGCUGUUUGGCGAUAUCUGCGGCCUGAAGCUGAAGCAGGUGACGAUCGACACGGACGGACAGCGGGCCGAACCUGUCUCCGAACUGCUGAUGGAACAGUUGCGGGCCAACCUAUGCUCGCUGCUGCUGCAUCUCUGCGAACAGAACAGCAUGAUUGCGCGGGCCUGCAAGAUUACGCUCAAGAACGUGUGCGCUCUGCUCGGUACGGCGAAGAUGAAUGCGCUAGCGCAGAACCAUCUGCUCGAGCACGGUCAGCUGCAGUGCGGUAUCUUUCUGAAGGAUUUCGUGAAGCUCAUUGGUGAAGAAUUGCAGGAUUGGAUCAACGAUUUCAUCGACGCGUGCGUACCGAUGCUGCGCAGUCAAUGGCCCGAGAUACGCGGAAACGCUGCAAUCCUUAUCGGGUUACUUCACUGUCAGAAUGCGAACGUAAAGUGUCAGCAUAUGGAGCAGAUCGGUCACAAAAUCUCGCUACUGCUGAAGGACGAAUGCACCACGGUGAAGGUGAGCGGCUCGGAAGCACUCGGCUACAUUUACGGUGAGAUGUAGGGCUGGUCCGAGGUAUGAAAACGAAUGCGGACGAACGACUGAUGCAGGAGCAGCUUACUUGAUUGCAAUUACUUAACAUUUAUUCCAUUUAUCGCGUUGCUAUCGUGAUCAAAUUGCCUCAGUAUAGUAUAUAUUACACCCUAUAUUUUGUUUGCGCACAUGGUGAACUCGUAUGUGCUUUGUUUGAACAUAUUGGUUGAGCUUGCAAAGGAAAACAAAUACCAACCGGACCUCUCCUGAUAAGGUUUCCGGCUAUACACUUAUAUACAAGCUAUCGAGAAAAAACAAAACCUAUGAAUGCAUACUACGGCUACAGUAGUGAAAGCGG
Anopheles stephensi (Asian malaria mosquito) is the source of this 5977-nucleotide messenger RNA. RefSeq names its product maestro heat-like repeat-containing protein family member 1 (gene c11.1). The transcript has 7 exons. Lineage: Eukaryota; Metazoa; Arthropoda; Insecta; Diptera; Culicidae. Gene Ontology annotation, cellular component: cytoplasm. The record is from RefSeq and is a predicted model, not a curated record. The coding region runs from base 403 to 5649 and encodes 1748 amino acids.